Ilex paraguariensis (yerba mate) is the source of this 957-nucleotide messenger RNA. The record is from the annotation of a GenBank genome assembly. NCBI's taxonomy places the organism in Eukaryota, Viridiplantae, Streptophyta, Magnoliopsida, Aquifoliales, Aquifoliaceae.
CAACAUUCUUAGCUAUGAAUGAUAGCAACAGUAAACUUGGGUAUCAUUUACAAAAUGCUUAUUCACCUCAAGCAGAAGCGUAGAGCUUGUAUUUUGAUAAUGCUGUAACAUCAUAUCCAGAACCAACCCACAAGAGGAAUGCCACGUGUCAAAGUGGCAAUCACCAAUCCCUGAUUAUUAUUAUCUAUCAUCAAGGACAUUGCAGUUGCCAAACCGUAAGGACUAAGGAGUUGAAGAGGAAGCAGAAAGCCGCAAAGAAGAAAGCAAUGGCAACCACCUCUGUAGUGAUGAGUUCUCUGAGCCUUAAGCCCUCUCAGUUCACCGUUGAGAAAACGGCGGUGAGAGGCCUCCCCUCCCUUGCAAGGACUUCUUCUUUAAGGGUUGAGGCCAGUGCCAAAAAAAAGAUCAAGACUGACAAGCCUUAUGGAAUCAGUGGAGGGAUGGCUUUGAGGGAUGGACUUGAUGCCUCUGGAAGGAAGCCUAAGGGGAAGGGUGUUUACCAAUUUGUUGACAAAUAUGGUGCCAAUGUCGAUGGAUACAGUCCUAUCUACGAUACCAACGAUUGGUCUCCAAGUGGUGAUGUCUAUGUUGGAGGUACCACAGGCUUAGCCAUAUGGGCUGUUACUCUGCUGGGCAUUCUUGCUGGGGGUGCCCUCCUCGUUUACAACACCAGUGCUUUGGCACAGUAGACCGUCCUUACUGUAAUUCAUGUUCUAUUCUAGUCCGUCUCGAGCAUGUACAAAAUACUUUAUGGAUCCAAGUUGUAUCCGUAAUCUGUAUUAAUUUUGUAUGAAUUUGAAUCCAUGCAUGUAUGACUGUUUGUGUUUUGAGGUUCAAAUAUGUUUGGAUGUAUAACUUGUGUAAACAUACUAUGUACCAUGAAUAAACCUUGAUAGCUAUAUACCAUGAAACAUGAGUAAAAUCUCAAGUAGAGUGUGCGUUUUAUGACAAAAAGAA